AUGGCAAACCAAGAUCAAGAAAGGACCUUUGGGAUCACAAAUAUAAAAACACAUAUCCCCAUUGUUCUAGACUAUGACGAUCACAAUUACGACGCCUGGCGUGAGCUCUUCCUCACUCACUGCUUAGCGUUCGACGUCCUAGGCCACAUCGAUGGAACCACCCUCCCUGCGAACGAUGACGACACUGCCUGGAAGAAGCGUGACGGUCUGGUCAAGCUAUGGCUGUAUGGCACGCUGACUCAACCCCUAUUCAAAUCAACGUUUCAGACUGGAGGCUCAGCCCGUGACAUAUGGAUACGCGUCGAGAAUCAGUUCAGAAUUAACAAGGAGUCUCGCGUAAUCCAGCUGGACCAUGACCUACGUACCACAGAGAUAGGCGAUCGCACAGUUCAAGAAUACUGUCAAACCCUCAAAGGCAUCGCCGAUCUCUUAGCCAACCUUGACGCACCGGUAACAGAUCGCACACUUGUGAUGUAUCUUCUCAAUGGCCUAAAUGAGAAGUAUGACAACAUCGUCAACGUCAUCAGACACAAAGACCCCUUUCCAUCCUUUGACUAUGCGAAGUCUAUGCUGUUAAACGAGGAAACCCGACUCAAGAAAGGCAACAAAGGAACUGUUCCCGCAGACACUCCGUCCUCAUCAACAGUCCUUACGGCUUCAACAGACAAACAGCAAGCUCCGCAUAAGUUCAACAACGGGAACCGGCGACAAAACAGCAGAGGACGCGGACGUGGUCGUAACUACCAGCAACGAUCAUGGAACAACAACUAG
Molecule: messenger RNA, 771 nt
Organism: Brassica oleracea var. oleracea
Lineage: Eukaryota; Viridiplantae; Streptophyta; Magnoliopsida; Brassicales; Brassicaceae
Exons: 1
Coding region: 1-771 (256 amino acids)
Source: RefSeq, a predicted model, not a curated record